Bombyx mandarina (wild silkworm) is the source of this 2723-nucleotide messenger RNA. RefSeq names its product Nop2/Sun-like domain containing protein 5 (gene Nsun5). The record is from RefSeq and is a predicted model, not a curated record. NCBI's taxonomy places the organism in Eukaryota, Metazoa, Arthropoda, Insecta, Lepidoptera, Bombycidae.
UUGGCACAUGUCUCGUGAUUUAAUGCCGAUUUAUUGAAGUAGUUUGGUUAUGUCCAUUAAUCAACUAUGAAUUUCGCUUUCUACGAUUGCGAAAUCUAAAAUGUUCGAGCACUCAGUCAAAGUACCGAGACACUAUAAAGUAGCAGCGAAUAUCUUAAAAAAAGUUUCCACUGAAGGCGGCAGUGUUAAGACUUUGUUAUACGACGAUAAACUCCGUCACUUCAGGACCAAUGUGCUUUUUGCACUGAUAACAGAGACCAUUAAACAUUCUGAUGUCAUUAACAAAAUAUUUGAAAGCUGUGACAUACUGCAAAAUGAAAUCCGACUAGAUCCGUGGCUAGCGAAAAUACUCACAGCAGAGCUGCUAUAUGGUAAAAAAGUUUUACCGGGAAAAAGUAAACCAGAGCAAACAAUCUCAUCUUACAAAGAAAAUUUUGAAAAAUAUCUAUCUGAACAUCAAGAUGAUUCGCAGAUUCAAGAUGUUCCAAAACCUCGUUACGUGCGCAUAAACACGAACUUGUUGACAACAUCGGAUGCAAUCAGAGCCUUCCAAGAUGAAGGGUACCACUUCGUUCGCUGUACCUCAGGAUCCUAUGAAGACUACCUCAAGCAGAUUCAAAAUCUUUCCGAGGAAGACUUCACCCAGGAUUAUCAUGUCAAAACAAUAUUUGUAUUUCCGCCGGGAACUAAACUACAUGACCAUGAACUUUAUUUUGAGAGCAAAAUUAUUUUACAGAAUAAGGCAACGGCCAUGGCGGUUCACUUGCUGGCUCCUCCUUCUGGUAGCAUAGUUUUGGACAUGUGCGCCGCACCCGGCAUGAAGACAACCCAAACAGCAGCGUAUAUGAGAAACAACGGUAAAAUAUACGCAAUCGAGAGAAACGAGAAACGAUUUGAAACGUUGCGUGAUUUCGUUAACAAAACCGGGUCUCAUUGUGUCGAACCAAUCCACCGAGACUGUCUGGAGAUUAAGAAAGGAGAAUUCGAUGACGUGGAAUAUAUACUACUGGACCCUAGCUGCUCGGGAUCUGGUAUGGAUAUAAGCGUUCACAACUAUAUAGAAGAGAGCAGAUUGGCGAAGCUCACGUCUUUACAAGAGAAAUUUUUGAAACACGCCAUGAACGCUUUUCCCCGAGCCAAAAGGAUAGUGUACAGCACAUGUUCGUUGUUCCCCGAGGAAAAUGAAAGGGUCAUAACCAAUGUUGUCAAGACAUCGAGGACUAAAUGGAGAGUGCAAGAUGUUAAGGAAUUACUGAAAGGCCAGUGGAAGAACUUCGGGUCAGCUAUGUACGGAAGCAUGGGGACCAGGUGUAUGUACGCCCGGCAGGAUUCAGAUUUGACUACAGGCUUUUUUUUAGCGGUUUUGGACAGAGACCCUAAAGAUCUAGAGAAAAGUUUGAAAAAUCAAGAACAGAAUGGUGAAGUAGUUGAGGAGGAAGUCUGUGAGAAAGAUAAAGAAUCAAAAGCCGAUUAUGAACAAGAUAGGGACGUGAAUGAAUUAGAUACGCAAGUAGAUUCAGUACAGAAACGAAAAAGGAAGAAAGAGAGAUCAGACGAAACUCACUCAACAAUUAUUGAUUCAGAAGGAAAUAAUUUAAUAGUUGAUACUAUGUCUGAAGACAAUGCCUUAAGGGUGAGUGAAUCAGAAACAUCAAAGAAGAAAAAGAAGAAGAAAAAAUCAAAAGAUACUGAAUAUUAUUCUAUCGAAAUUACUACUGAAAAUAACAUUGACAUUAAUGAAAAACAUAACAAAAUGCUAAAUAAGAAUAAAGUAUACGACACAGUUAAAUGUGAAAAUACUGAAAAAGACAAACUGAUUGUGGAUGCCGACUUAGAAGAACCCGUCAAAAAGAAGAAAAAGAAAAAAGAUAAGCGUGACGAAACAGAAGAAUAUAAUGUUGAAAACGGUAAUGCAAAAAGGCAAUCAAAAAAGAGAAGUAAUAACAAUGAUUUUAAUGAAAUUGCAGAGAAGACAGAAAAUAUUGAAUCAGACAAAGUACCAAAAAAGAAAAAGAAAAACAAAAAUUAAAUGUCCAUUUUAAAUGGUUUAUACUUAAAUAAAACGAAAUUUGCGAAUAAAAUUCAUUUGUGUGUUUUUAAUAAAGCAAUUGUUAGGGUGUGAUUAUAAAAACAUUAAACAGCGUCUUCAAACCAUAUAAGAAGAUUACUAAAUUAAACCCGUUAAUAGUCCAUUUACCUAUAGUAAAACCCAGUGAAGGUCAUUGUUUGAAAAAAUACCAUUUAUUGGGAGGUUUAAAAUUGAGUCUGAGUGAUUUUGAAAUUAAUAUCAUUAAAAAUUUUAAAACGCCCGUAACGAUGAUUACGUAAAAUCAAGUUGGCCUUAAUCUAACCAGUCGUUAAUGUGUUCACAUUGUCAGUCUAGAAUUUUUGGUAAUAAUUGCCUUCUAAAACCUGCCUUUUCUGUCUAUCGAUCCAGAAUACACAAAUGAUUCGACGAACACACGAAUUUAAAAUCAGACGGUUACAACCACCCGUAUAAUUAGGCUCAAAGGACUUAGUUACUACUAGUACCUUUUACCGUAAAAUGUAACAAUGGCGUCAGUUAAGCCAUUAAAAAGGUGAAAUUCUCAGAAUGUAGGUCCACACAUGAGUACGAAGUAUGUGCCGGUACCGCUGUGUACAGACCUUAUCUCGUCAUUAAAUACCGCUCGUAAAUGGGGCAAACAUCAUGCGGCGAUACUUAUUUCGUCUAGCCACUGUUU